GCGCGGUGACGUCGCGGAGGCAGUCCGGGGUGAGGGGCUAGAGGUCGCGGCGUGGCUCUUCCUUGCUGCCGGCGGUUUGCUCUGGUGUGAUUCUGCCCUAAGAUACAGCUCGGGAGAGUCGGGGGGAAACGGCAAAAAAUCAGCAGCCAUGUCUUACUGUAAACAGCAGGGGAAAGACAAGAUUAUUUUUGUGACCAAAGAGGACCACGAAACACCGAGCAGCGCGGAGCUGGUAGCGGAGGAUCCAAACGACCCCUACGAGGACCAAGGACUCAUCCUGCCCAGCGGAGAAGUGAACUGGAACUGCCCGUGCCUGGGCGGCAUGGCGAGCGGGCCGUGUGGGGAGCAGUUCAAGGCUGCUUUCUCCUGCUUCCACUACAGCGAGGAGGAGGUGAAGGGCUCCGAGUGCAUCGAGCAGUUUCGCACCAUGCAGGAGUGCAUGCAGAGAUAUCCUGAGCUGUACCCCCAGGAGGAGGAGGAGGACAAACACAGCAAUGUAGCAGAGGGGGAGGAGCAGCCCACACCCAGCCCCGCCCCCGACACGCCCCCCGCCUCCAGCUAGUGGACCCGCCCCCUGGCAGCGGCUGGAGAGAAUGCCACGGAGAGCGGGCUCCAGAUGGCAGUGCCUGUUGGAGGUCUGGGUUUGACAAGUUCAGAGCUCUGGGAUGUAUUUAAAUAUGUGCAGGGGAUGGGAAUGAGACUCCUGUUUGCAUAGCAGUUUCACCCAUUCCAGGUUUUAAUACAUGCCCCAGUGUGUAGGUAACAAGCUCAGGUGUGUCCUAUUCAAUUCAAUGUCAGAUCUGUGCUGGAUCAAACUGCUGUGCAGUGGGAGUCUUCUUUCCAUCCCUGCAUCAUCUUCUGUUCUAAUUAGUAACUGCUGCUGUUUUAAAUACAGGGUUAAUACAGCAGACUGUGUGUGUGUGUGUGUGUGUGUGUGUGUGUGUGUGUGUGCGCGCGCUGAAACCCAGUCCUGGCCUGUUUGUGGGUUUGGGUUCUGCUGGUUGAGACGAUGCACACAGACGAAAUUCCUUCUAAAAGCGAUGCCUCAGUUAAUUCCACUCUGCCACCAACAUGCUCUUGGUUAAAAACCCUCUUGAAAUCAAGGUAAACAAUAGCACCUUAAAGGGAAGGUCAAGUUUAGUUUUUUACGACAGACGUCAAUCCAGGGCUGAAGGGCUGUUCCCGGGUGACUUGUUUUAGUAAUGACAGUUUGUGUGUGUUAGAAGUAGUAAUAAUUAGUUCAUUUAGCAGAUGCCUUUAACCAAGGCGACUUGUGGAGACUAGGGUGUGUGAGCUAUGCAUGAGCUGCAGAGUCACUUCCAGCAACGUCUCACCAGGAAGACGGGGCACAAGGAGGUACAGUGACCUGCUCAGGGUCACGCAGGGAGUCCGGCUGAGCUGGGAUUCUAAGCGGGGACCUCCUAAGCUUUCUUAUAUACACAGAGUAUUAAAACACUAAGGAGUGAAUUCUGAGCUAGCACUGUUAAGAAACUAGACCAGAUGAUUGCUAUGCAAAGCAUGGUCCUGUUUAAUGGCAUUGCUCUCACCCCCACCGUGUUGUUUCUGUUGCUCUAGUUUAGUUUUGCAGUUCUUAAGGAGUCUUGCUCUACAGUGAUCAGUACCCACUGUGACUGUUCCCAGCCCAGAUGCACAGAGAGGCUUCCACCUGUAUCUCGAGGAGAUGUGUGACCGUUCAGCAUGCAGGAGCGUUUGCUCCUCUUCUUUGUUUUUGGUGAUUGAAGCUGCUGCUGCUUUCAGUGUAGUUUGAAAGCAGGUUUGAUCGUGCAGGAGUUAAAAGCCUUUCCUGAUACAAGAGCCUUGAUGUGUAGGGAGUGCAGUCCGCAUGCAGUGCCCCGCUCAGGGCAGCCUCUUUCCAGUCCUAGUUUUAGGGCUCUAUAAAUCUUCAGUGUCAUGUUUACUUCAUUUUGUUUGUAAUCGAUACCGUGGGGCAGGUUUACUGGGAAAGACAGUUGGAGAAGAGGCUUUUAAUCAUUUCUAGAUUUAAAACAUUUCCAGCUGCCUGGCGUUGAAGCAGAAGUUCAGUAAAUCCAUCCCUCACCAGCCGCCCACUUGCAACAGAAUCCAGCUCCUCAGUGAAGUGCUCUGGAAUGAGGCGCUUUUCCGUCGCUAACCCUGGGAAGCGUCUUUCAGCCCUGUGUUGCAGUCCUGUGUGUUUGUAUGUCUAGUAUGUUUUUUGGUGUAAAAACGUUGCUACCUUAUGCAAACCAAAAUUGCCCUGAACCCUCUGCCCUGUAACUCUGUCCUGUUAAACCUGGUCGAACAUGGCUGUCUGGAAAGCUCCUUCCUUGCAGACGCACUGCAGAAGAAACUCUAUCUGAAUUACCAUGCGGAACAGAGACAGAGGGAACAGGCUCUUGAUUUGUGUUCCUUUAUCAUUGUGUUGUUGGUGCCCCUCUUCAGUGCCUCUCUGCUGUCCUCCACAGAGCGGUCUGUGCCAUCAUGUGGCUUUUGACAAACUCUUCUCACAGCCUGCAGCUUCCCCUCGGAGCAAUGCAGAGCAGAGCACCCAGUGUAGACUAAUCGAGCUGAACGAGUGAUUCUGAGCGCUGUGUAAAUUAAAGAUCUACUUACCUCA
Molecule: messenger RNA, 2596 nt
Organism: Polyodon spathula (Mississippi paddlefish)
Lineage: Eukaryota; Metazoa; Chordata; Actinopteri; Acipenseriformes; Polyodontidae
Product: mitochondrial intermembrane space import and assembly protein 40-A-like
Exons: 3
Coding region: 149-562 (137 amino acids)
Biological process (GO): protein import into mitochondrial intermembrane space
Cellular component (GO): mitochondrial intermembrane space
Molecular function (GO): protein-disulfide reductase activity
Source: RefSeq, a predicted model, not a curated record